Molecule: messenger RNA, 1422 nt
Organism: Actinia tenebrosa (Australian red waratah sea anemone)
Lineage: Eukaryota; Metazoa; Cnidaria; Anthozoa; Actiniaria; Actiniidae
Biological process (GO): signal transduction
Molecular function (GO): protein binding
Source: RefSeq, a predicted model, not a curated record
UUCGUUAGUUCAUUGGACAAUCUUGGACUCGACUUGAGUGUAAUAAAUAGUGGUACUUUCUAGAAUAACCAAAGGACAGAAUUCAUCUAGCAAGAAGCAGUCUACGAAGAAGUGUACGAAGACGUUCCCUACGACUUUCUUUGUCCAACUUGGGGGAAAAUUGAAAAUGUUCUAAAAAUUUCCUGAGACAAUGAGUACAGAUAUUCAAGAUGGACAACAUACAAUUAAACGUAAUCAGGAAUUWAUGUUGGAAAAAUUAUCUUCCAUACAAAACAAUCAGGUUACUAAAGACAAAUCAGAACCCAAUGACCUUGUUUCUGACAUGUGUGAUGAUGCUCCGGAAAGUUUUGAGCAGGUCGUUCUGAAUCUGGACAAAAGAGGCGUUUGGAGAGACGUUGUAAAAUCGCCGGCGAUUGAUUUUGCAAAAAGGGAAUAUGAGACUUUCGAGAGGGAUAUGGAUCAAGCUUCAAAUCUCGCUCGUGACUUGUUCGAUGUUCUUCGAACCCAUAGCCCUAAAUUAAGAGUGAGAGAUUUUGAACGAGAGCUCGAGAAAAUAGACCAACAGGGAGUUUUGAAAGUCCUUGCAGACCGUAAUAUUUCAGGUGAUAUGCUGCUUCGUGAACUUUCCGAAAUGCCCGAUAUUAUGCUUGAUAUAGAGCACAUCCUAAACGAUCCCCAGGACAUGUCCUUGUGGCAGCUUGCAGAGCGUUUAAAAAGGCGGUAUGACAUCAAUCUUGAUGCAAAUAUGUUUCGACACCGGGGAAACUAUGCAAACCCAACCUAUCAUUUGAUGGAGCAUGUCCUUGCACGUCAUCCUGAGGAACAGACAAUUAAAGAUCUGGUGAUUAAGUUGAUAAACAUCGACCGUCAGGACUGCCUGGGCAUUAUUGGAGAAUAUCUAGAGGUGAUAUUCUUUCAAUUGCUGGUUAGUACAAGGCCGUAACCAGGGGAGAGCACAGGGUGCACGUGAACCCCCCCUACCCCAUAAAAGCUUAAGGUCCGCUCAUCCAUCUCCUUUUGCUUUAGAAUUGCAUGUAAAUAUUUUUUGAUUAAAUGAAGACCACUUUCUAUCUGUAUAUUGCAGCAUUUUUAAGAAUUACUCACCCAUUAUUCCUUUAAAAAAAUUUUUUUUUUUUUGGUUUUGUAAUUUUUUUUGGUUACCUUUUUUCUUUUGGUUCUGCAAAUCAUUGCCUGUGCAUCUCCCCUGCAAGAUCCCUGGUUACCCCCUUGAAGUAGCAAAAUAAUGUAGAGGAUGGUGAUGUAACUAUCUUAGGACCAUUUAACAUUUACUGACUCGUCAAUCAAGUAAACUGUACCAAACAUCCUUUUUUACCAAAUUGAUUUUUUAUGUACACGUAUGCUAAUACACUUUUAAUGAUUACAUUUAUAGUUUUAGAACUGAUUAAUAAAGAGAAAAAUUUA